AUGUCGGCGACGACGAUUUAUUGUGAUAAUUUCGUUGGAAACGCAUGGAAGAAAGAUUUGUGUUUGAAUUGUUUCAAAAGUAAAGAAGACCACGUGAUUAAAAAUGGAUUUUCUCAACCUGUCACGCCGGCGAGAAUACCUGAUCCUCCCAAAGAAGGAAUACUCAAAAGGCCAAAUUCGAAAAGUUCAAAGUCGAAUAAAGUGAUAUUUUUAAGUACGGAAUUCGAAGUGAUCGGAUUCGGGGGUGAUGAUUCGUAUUCCGACGACGAUUGUCCAGAUUCUUGUUUCGCACAAGCGGAAGAAGACGGAGAUGACGACGUCGAAGAAACCGAAGAAGACAAAGCGUUUCAAAAACUAACGAAAACAAACACGGAUUAUAAUUCGGUACCGGAAAAUCUCAAAGAACCGAAAGAGGGAGAAAUCAAAAAGGUCGUCGAGCCUCUCAAGUUGGGAAAACAAUUGUUUGACGACAAGGGAAACAAAAAAACUCUGUUGGUUUCCGUGACUCCUUUCGGAGACGCGAACGGAGUCGUUAAAAAUAAGAUAAACGUGAACGGUGUCAAAUCGAACGUGUCACUAGUGAACGAAAUCAAAACGAAUUCUAAUGCGAAUUUCGAUAAUAAUAAUAAAAAAAAAUCGGAGUCGUUGAAACAAAGCGUCGUCGGUCCGAUCGUGAAAACGAGACACGUUGAUAAAAAGACUGAGCCGUCCACCGUUUGCAACGGCGAAAAUGGCGACGACGAUGGAGCCAUUUUUACGAGUAAAAAAAUGGAAAACGUACACGAGGUUACGAACGGCGACGAUAGUCCCAAUAAGGUGUUAUCGAGUGAUAAAAGUUUAAAAAGAAGUCAACCCGUUGAUAAAAGUUUUAAAUUUCGUUUGAUAAAAGAUUUGCAAAAAGAAAAUGAGAAAAAUUUCGACUCGUCGAAUGAGAAUAAUCACGUGAGCAAAAGCGAAAAAAUAAAAUCGUGCGACAAAAUGACUAACUUGAUAGAUAAAGCAAAGAAAAAAGUUAAUCAACUUCCGGCCGUCGUUUUGGAUAUGUAUAAAAUUGGGGAAAGCGAAGACGUGAAAACGAACAACGAAAUCAACGAUGAAAAAACUCUCAAAGGGAUUUUGGUGUUGCCGGAAAUUCAAAAUAAAUUCCUGUCGAAAGAAGUUAAAAUCAGCGCGACGUUUGCGGACGUGUCAAAAGAUGAUCCGAGACAUCCGGUUAAAAAUGGAUUUUCGGAAAAGGAUUACGGAGAUGAGAGGAAAACGGUAAACAAAGAUGUCGUCAACGCGCCAAACGAAUCCAUAAUAGAUCGUAACAAGUUGAUACCGAACGUCUCAUCCGUUCACAAGUACCGUCUGACGAAUCCGAUUCUCAAGAGAGAGGAUGAAAAUCCCGAAUCCCUUUUCCCGAAUCCCGUAGUGAAACCUUUAAUGAACGGCGUCGUGAGUUCCCUAACGUCUUCUCCAUCCGCUUGUGAUAAAGAUUUCGAAUCUCCGAUUGUUAUUAAAGACGAAAGGAGAAGAGUCCUUUUGGGGAGCAGUGAAAAAUUAAACGGGGAUUCGGAAGGAGGGAGGGGAGGGGAUAGACACCAAGUCGAAAUGACGACAAAAUCCGACGAAGAAAAUUCUGUCACGAUGGAGGAGACCGUUGAUAAAUUUCAAGGAGAACCGGUAAACGGUCACGUAAACGGUUCGACAAUGGAUUCAUCGUCAUCACCGCCGCCGCCCGCUCUCCCGUCCAAACCUCCGCCGUCCAUCUUGGAAUCGAAAUCGGGUUUUCUAAACGAUUCGAGCUUCGAAGAUGAUGGGUUUAUUAAAGCGGGGGGAACGGAAAAGCCGAAAGUACCUGCCAAACCCAUAUUGAUACAAUCGAAGAAAAUUAAUUUUCAAUCGCCGAUUCACGCGGGAAUAAAAGUAAAUUAA
Messenger RNA from Pediculus humanus corporis (human body louse), 1917 nucleotides. RefSeq lists its product as uncharacterized. The coding region runs from base 1 to 1917 and encodes 638 amino acids. The transcript has 4 exons. Lineage: Eukaryota; Metazoa; Arthropoda; Insecta; Psocodea; Pediculidae. The record is from RefSeq and is a predicted model, not a curated record.